CCUGUGCAAGUAAGAAAGCCUUCCUUUUGGUCUCUUUUAUUGUCUCUCCCUCUCUCUCCCCAACACCCUUUACUCAAAUUCAAUGAAUUGUAUUGCUUUUUCUCCAUUUUGCAGGGGCAGGGAAUAAUUAUCACCAUAUCUGAGAUCUCCUGUUUUUGACUCCAGACUUCUCUCCCAACCCAAAACAUCAUCUCUUUCUCCCCCCCUCUCUCUCUCCCCUCAUUUAUGGGUCUUGCUUGCAAGUUUUUGGAUUUUAUAUCCUUUUCGUGAAACCCCCCCCAUUAAAGAUGUGUGGACGAGCAGAUGAACAGUGGACUCAGAAGAAUCUUUAUUGGCGCGAUGAAGAUCGGUGAGAAAGAAAAGAGAAAAGCUUCUGUUGCCGCUUCUUCUUCAGCCAUUUGUUGCUCCUGGAGCUGAAGUUUGGAUCUGGGUGUGAGCGAAGUUCGCAACUUUAUGCAUGCCGAAGACUCGCCCCCGGGUUGACUUGCUGACUCGCUCGGAUCAUGUGACCCUGAAGAGUUGAGCUCCGAUUCUUGAAUAAUAGACAAGAGGGGUGUUGGUGUUAUGUAUGAAGCUUGCGAUUAUGAAAGGUAUUAGGUUGAAGAAGCGCUGAUCUCUAGAGAAAGAUUUUUCACUGUUUGUCUUGUGUUCGGUGAUGCUUCUCAAUGGGACAACAAGGGACGAGACUGCGUAAUUAGACCGGUGAUAGUAUUUGCUUUGUUGUUUGUAUCAAGCAGUUCUCAAGAUUGCACUGAAAUCUUGGGUAUUUGGCAUUUUGUUUGUGGGUGGGAGCUCUGAAGAGUCGAGAAAAGAAAAGGAAGGUGCUUUGGGGUCAGGCGGCACUGUGGACUAUUUCUUGAGAAGUUCUGUGGUUCUUUUUCCUUGGGAAGUAAGAAUUUCUCCGGGUGAUUGAAUUGAAUUUUUCUGGAGAUGGCAACCUCCUGCAAGGACGGUAAACUUGGGCACAGCAACAGUAGCAAUAGCUUGGACAAUGGAAAAUAUGUGAGGUACACGCCUGAGCAGGUUGAAGCCCUCGAGAGGCUCUACCACGAGUGUCCGAAGCCCAGUUCACUCCGUCGCCAACAGCUGAUCAGGGAGUGUCCCAUUCUCUCCAACAUUGAGCCCAAGCAAAUCAAGGUCUGGUUCCAGAACAGAAGAUGCAGGGAGAAGCAGAGGAAAGAAGCUUCCCGUUUGCAAGCUGUGAACAGGAAGCUCACUGCCAUGAACAAGCUGUUGAUGGAGGAGAAUGAUAGGUUGCAGAAGCAAGUUUCUCAGCUGGUGUAUGAGAAUGGCUAUUUCCGCCAGCACACCCAGAACACGACGCUUGCAACCAAAGACACAAGCUGUGAAUCGGUGGUGACGAGCGGUCAACACCAGUUGACAUCUCAGCAUCCUCCAAGGGAUGCUAGUCCUGCAGGGCUUUUGUCCAUUGCAGAAGAGACUUUAGCAGAGUUUCUUUCAAAGGCCACUGGAACCGCUGUGGAGUGGGUCCAAAUGCCUGGAAUGAAGCCUGGUCCGGAUUCCAUUGGAAUCGUUGCUAUUUCUCAUGGUUGCACUGGUGUCGCAGCACGAGCAUGCGGACUCGUGGGUCUUGAACCUACAAGAGUCGCUGAAAUCCUGAAGGAUCGACCGUCAUGGUUCCGUGACUGUCGAGCCGUGGAUGUUUUGAACGUGCUGCCGACAGCAAAUGGUGGAACCAUUGAGCUGCUCUACAUGCAGCUCUAUGCGCCAACAACCUUGGCGCCAGCUCGUGACUUCUGGUUGCUGCGUUAUACUUCUGUUCUGGAAGAUGGGAGUCUUGUGGUUUGUGAGAGGUCACUUAAAAAUACUCAAAAUGGUCCAAGCAUGCCUCCAGUGCAGCCUUUUGUCCGAGCAGAGAUGCUUCCUAGUGGCUACUUGGUACGUCCAUGUGAAGGUGGUGGUUCAAUCAUACGCAUUGUUGAUCACUUGGAUCUAGAGCCAUGGAGUGUGCCUGAAGUACUGCGCCCAUUGUACGAGUCCUCCACAAUGCUUGCUCAGAAGACGACAAUGGCAGCUCUGCGGCAGCUGAGGCAGAUAGCUCAGGAAAUUUCACAGCCUAAUGUUUCUGGCUGGGGAAGGCGACCCGCAGCGCUUAGGGCUCUUAGCCAGAGGUUAAGCAGGGGAUUUAAUGAGGCUCUUAAUGGAUUUACUGAUGAAGGAUGGUCGAUCAUGGGAAAUGAUGGCAUUGAUGAUGUCACUAUUCUCGUCAAUUCAUCCCCUGACAAGCUAAUGGGUUUGAAUCUUUCGUUUUCGAAUGGAUUCCCAGCUGUGAGCAACGCUGUCCUAUGUGCUAGGGCCUCUAUGCUGUUGCAGAAUGUGCCUCCUGCAGUCCUCCUUCGCUUCCUCCGCGAGCAUAGGUCAGAAUGGGCUGACAAUAGUAUCGAUGCGUACUCAGCCGCAGCAGUGAAGGUUGGUCCCUGUGCUUUACCUGGAUCACGUAUGGGGAGUUUCGGGGGUCAAGUUAUACUUCCCCUUGCUCAUACUAUCGAGCAUGAAGAGUUCUUGGAGGUCAUCAAAUUGGAAGGCAUGGGCCAUUCUCCAGAAGAUGCCCUAAUGCCUAGAGAUAUAUUCUUCCUGCAAAUGUGCAGUGGAGUCGAUGAAAAUGCUGUGGGAACAUUUGCUGAAUUGAUAUUUGCUCCAAUUGAUGCUUCCUUUGCUGAUGAUGCACCUCUUCUUCCUUCCGGGUUCCGUAUCAUUCCUCUUGAUUCAGUAAAGGAAGCUUCCAGUCCUAAUCGCACGCUGGACCUCGCUUCUUCUCUUGAGAUAGGGCCAGCUGGAAAUAGGAGUUUUAACGAUAUUAAUGCUAAUUCUGGCUGUACAAGAUCAGUGAUGACUAUCGCGUUUGAGUUUGCGUUCGAAAGCCACAUGCAGGAACAUGUGGCCUCCAUGGCCCGCCAAUAUGUGCGUAGCAUAAUAUCCUCGGUGCAGAGAGUGGCAUUGGCGCUUUCUCCUUCCAAUCUCGGUUCACAUGCUGGUCUGCGUACGCCUCUUGGCACUCCUGAAGCCCAAACACUUGCCCGCUGGAUUUGCCAUAGUUAUAGGUGUUACUUGGGGGUGGAUCUUCUCAAGUCGAGCAAUGAAGGAAGUGAGUCGAUUCUCAAGAACCUGUGGCAUCACUCAGAUGCUAUCAUGUGCUGCUCUCUUAAGGCCUUACCCGUAUUCACGUUUGCGAAUCAGGCAGGUCUGGACAUGCUCGAAACCACCUUGGUGGCUCUGCAAGACAUAACCCUUGAAAAGAUAUUCGAUGAUCAUGGCCGAAAGACUCUCUGUUCAGAGUUCCCGCAAAUCAUGCAACAGGGUUUCGCUUGUCUUCAAGGUGGGAUCUGCCUCUCGAGCAUGGGACGACCAGUGUCGUACGAAAGGGCGGUGGCGUGGAAAGUUAUGAAUGAAGAAGAGAACGCCCAUUGCAUCUGCUUUAUGUUCAUCAACUGGUCUUUUGUGUGAUUUCUGCUGCAGAAGCUAAAGGCGAUGAUAAGCCAUGUAAGUCGUGAAGGAGACGCUCUUUAUCUAGUAACCGCUACUUAAAAAAGCUACUUUGGUCUAUGAACCUUAGAACUGAUAUGUCCUCUUUUGCUUAGACGUUCGUCGUGUAGACACCUGGUCGAUGUCAAACUCUUUUGCCAUGUCUGUGUAGUGGUUAUGAAUGGACCUGGAUGUUAUGCUUGGAA
Molecule: messenger RNA, 3689 nt
Organism: Rhodamnia argentea
Lineage: Eukaryota; Viridiplantae; Streptophyta; Magnoliopsida; Myrtales; Myrtaceae
Product: homeobox-leucine zipper protein ATHB-15
Exons: 18
Coding region: 931-3465 (844 amino acids)
Molecular function (GO): DNA-binding transcription factor activity; DNA binding; lipid binding
Source: RefSeq, a predicted model, not a curated record